AUGAUACGGAAUGUCGGCGUUUUUGACGGAGGCAGCAUUCAGCAUUAUCCAACCUUUUGUUUUGCUGGGAAUCCAGGUGAUAUCCUUGGCCACGAGCCUGAUCCCGACAUCGUAAUCGAUGGCACCGACUGCACGCUUAUCCCUGGCCUCAUUGACUCCAAAAUAGAUGCUGGCGUGACGCCGGAGAUUCUUCCAACAUGUUCAGGGUAUGGAAUAACAACGUUAAUCGAUUCAAGCAGUUCGUGUGCUGAGAGUCAGGCUAUGAGAGUCGCUGCCGCCGAUGAGCCUGGCCUUCCAUCAUUUUUAGCUACGGGGUCUGCCAUCAUCGCUAGGAACACGUCUCUUCCUACAAUAUCAAAUUAUGGUAGCAUGGAGGUGGUCACAACGACGGACGAAGCCGAGCGAGUUGUGGAAGCUAAAAUCGCAUCGAGCCGAGCAGAUUUUAUCAAAGUCAUUGUGGACCAGCCGGGAUUAAACGCAAGUCUGCUCUCGGCUCUAGUAAGAGCAACACAUAGUCACGGCAAGCUGGCAAUCGCGCAUGCGGCACAGUCUAGUUCGUAUACCCUAGCUGUAGACGCGGGUUUUGAUGUUCUAUCACCUGUGCCCAUAGACGGGGAUAUUGAAUCCGAUGUGGUUGCCAAGAUAGUAGAGCGAGGGAUAGGUAUUAUUCCUACUCUCCGAUUUCUCAAACAGGGCAUGCCUCUCUGGAAAAUUCACGAUUCGGACUACGACUUGUCAUUUGCCUUUGCUGCGGUGAGAAGACUGUACAACGCAGGCGCCAUUAUAUGCGCAGGUACAUCAGCGAACACGUCAAGGCUUAUAACUGUUCCAUUCGGCCAAGGGCUUCAUGAAGAGCUCCAGCUACUCACAGCGGCAGGUUUGUCAAAUUUGGAUGCUAUCCGUGCCGCGACCUGUCAACCUACGACCUUGUUUGGACUUCGCGACCGUGGGUUCGUGAGAACUGGCCACAGAGCAGAUUUGAUAUUGGUUGAAGGGAAUCCACUGGAUGAUAUCAGGUUUUACAGCAGAAUUCGCCGUGUUUGGAUAAGGGGAGUGGCAAUUAGCUGUAGGUAA
This is a messenger RNA of Metarhizium acridum CQMa 102, 1074 nucleotides long. The record is from RefSeq and is a predicted model, not a curated record. NCBI's taxonomy places the organism in Eukaryota, Fungi, Ascomycota, Sordariomycetes, Hypocreales, Clavicipitaceae.